AUGGAUAUUCUUAACAUAACAAGAGCUAAUACUGAAUGGCAGCCAGAUUCAAAAAAUGUAGAUAUCAACGAAUGGUUCCUAAUGGGAUCGCCCGCACCAGUUUUAUUAAUUAUGGCGACUUACUGGUUGUUCGUGAUUAAAGUGGGGCCAUCUGUGAUGAGUAAACGUUCGCCAUUAACUCUAAGAAAUAUCAUGGCUGCCUAUAAUUUUGGACAAAUAAUACUAGCAUUUGCCAUAUUCUCCAAGGGUGCUGCUUUCAUGUGGAAUAAUGGAUUUAUACAAACCGAAUGUAUAAUGGAAAAUAUUGAAUUAAAACAUUCUGUUACGAACGGCGUCUAUUUGUACCUUAUAACAAAAAUCACCGAGCUACUGGAUACAGUGUUUUUCAUACUUCGUAAAAAGUAUAACCAAGCGAGCUUUCUUCACAUAUACCAUCACUCUAUUACAGUAUUAAGCACUUGGAUAGCCUUAAAAUACGAGCCCAAUACCAACUCCACACUGUUCGUGGGAACUUUGAAUUCAUUUGUACAUAUAAUAAUGUACACUUAUUAUGCAUUGUCUGCAUAUCCACAAUUGACAAAAUAUCUGUGGUGGAAGAAGUAUAUAACGAAAUUGCAACUGGUACAAUUCGCCAUGAUGAUAGUCCACUUAUUAAUAGAAUAUAAUGUUACAAAAUGCAAACCGUCCUACGUUAUAAUGUCAAUAAUGCUGUUUAAUUUAGUAUUUUUCCUGUAUCUAUUUAGUAAUUUUUAUUCGAAAACAUAUAAAGAAGCGAAUGUAGUAACCAAUGGAAAAACAAAGAAUGUAGAUUAA
Messenger RNA from Pieris macdunnoughi, 813 nucleotides. NCBI's taxonomy places the organism in Eukaryota, Metazoa, Arthropoda, Insecta, Lepidoptera, Pieridae. The record is from the annotation of a GenBank genome assembly.